ACUUGCGCGCUUACUCCCGCGCUGCACAUUUCCCCAGUCCGGUAAUAGCAGGCUGCAGCGUGAGCUGAGUUCCGUGAGGCGAACACGGAUACAAGUGUUUGCGCUGCUUAGGCCUGUGUAGCUAUGGGAAGGGAGUCCAGGCAUUACCGAAAACGCUCUUCCUCAAGGGGCCGAUCUGGCAGCCGCUCUAAGAGUCGCUCUCCACCCGAUAAGAGAUCUAAGCGAGGAGAUGACCGUCGCUCAAGAAGUCGGGAUCGAGACAGAGAUCGUCGUAGGGAGCGAUCUCGCAGCAGAGAUCGUAGGAGAUCCCGCUCCAGAGACAGAAAGCGCCCAGGACGCCGGCCAAGCAGGGAGCGGGAAAGGAGUCGAGAAAGGAGAAGGUCUCGCAGCAGAGAACGUAGGAGAUCCAGGAGUAAGAGCCGCACCAGAAGGUCCCGUUCAGCCAGCCCAAGCAAAAACAAGAAAGAAAUAAGAUCAAAAUCUAAAGAGAAAACAGAUGGCACAGAAGCAUCCAAAGAGAAGAAAAAAGAAAAGGAUGACAAAGAGGAAGAAAAGGAAAAAGAGAAGGAUGUUAGUAAUUUUGAUCAAAAUAAAUUGGAAGAAGAAAUGCGCAAACGCAAAGAGAGGGUGGAAAAGUGGAGAGAAGAGCAACGUAAAAGAGUUGUGGAAAGCAUUGGAGAGCUGAAAAAAGAAAUUGAAGAAAUGAGACAAGGGAAAAAAUGGAGCUUAGAAGAUGAUGAUGAUGAUGAUGAAGAACCCACUGAGGGAGAAAAGGAAGGCGAGGAGGUAGAGGAUGAGCUGGAUCCUUUGGAUGCCUAUAUGGAAGAAGUAAAGGAGGAGGUCAAGAAGUUUAAUAUGGGGAGUGUGAAAGGUGGGAGCGAAAAGAAAACUGGCCCAACUGUCACAAAAGUAGUCACUGUGAUGACAACUAAAAAGGUUGCUGUGGAGACAACAAAGAAAAAGGGAGAGCUAAUGGAAAAUGACCAAGAUGCUAUGGAGUAUUCAUCCGAAGAGGAAGAAGUUGAUCUUCAGACUGCUCUCACAGGCUUUCAAACUAAGCAGCGCAAGUUGUUGGAGCCAGUAGAUCAUGGGAAAAUAGAGUAUGAGUCCUACAGGAAGAACUUUUAUGUAGAAGUUCCAGAGUUGGCCAAAAUGACAACAGAAGAGGUGAAUAGUUACAGACUGGAACUGGAGGGCAUCACUGUGAAAGGAAAAAACUGCCCCAAGCCAAUCAAAUCCUGGGUCCAGUGUGGUAUAUCUAUGAAGAUUCUGAACUCGCUUAAAAAACAUGCAUAUGAAAAGCCCACUCCAAUACAGGCACAAGCCAUACCUGCCAUCAUGUCUGGUAGAGACCUUAUUGGCAUUGCCAAAACCGGAAGUGGAAAAACCAUUGCAUUCCUUUUACCAAUGUUCAGGCAUAUUAUGGACCAGAGACCUCUGGAGGAAGGAGAGGGUCCGAUAGCUGUCAUCAUGACUCCUACUAGGGAAUUGGCUUUACAAAUAACAAAAGAGUGCAAGAAGUUCUCUAAGACCCUUGGACUGAGAGUUGUCUGUGUCUAUGGAGGAACAGGCAUUAGUGAACAGAUUGCUGAACUUAAACGAGGUGCUGAGAUAAUUGUGUGCACACCAGGCCGUAUGAUUGAUAUGUUAGCUGCUAAUAAUGGUAGAGUGACCAACUUACGGCGUGUUACAUAUGUUGUGCUUGAUGAGGCAGACAGAAUGUUUGAUAUGGGCUUUGAGCCACAGGUCAUGAGAAUUAUAGACAACAUUAGGCCUGACCGACAGACUGUUAUGUUUUCUGCCACAUUUCCAAGAGCCAUGGAAGCCCUAGCUCGGAGGAUCCUGAGCAAGCCCAUAGAGGUGCAAGUGGGAGGGAGAAGUGUGGUAUGUUCUGAUGUGGAACAACAUGUGAUUGUCAUAGAGGAAGAAAAGAAAUUUCUAAAACUGCUGGAGCUUUUGGGACACUAUCAGGAAAAGGGGGCAGUGAUUAUAUUUGUUGACAAGCAAGAGCAUGCUGAUGGAUUAUUGAAGGAUUUAAUGAGGGCAUCUUAUCCCUGCUUAUCUCUCCAUGGAGGUAUUGAUCAGUAUGACAGAGACAGCAUUAUCAAUGACUUCAAAAAUGGUGUCUGUAAGCUGCUGGUUGCUACCUCCGUUGCAGCCCGAGGACUAGACGUGAAACAAUUGAUAUUAGUUAUCAAUUAUGCAUGUCCAAACCAUUAUGAGGACUAUGUGCACAGAGCUGGGAGGACUGGUAGAGCUGGAAAUAAGGGAUAUGCCUUUACCUUCAUCACAGAGGACCAGGCCCGCUACGCUGGUGAUAUUAUCAAGGCUUUGGAGCUGUCUGGCACGGCAGUCCCUGCUGAACUUGAGCAACUGUGGAAUGAAUUUAAGGAACAACAGAAAGCGGAAGGAAAGAUAAUUAAGAAAACCAGCGGGUUCUCUGGUAAAGGCUUUAAAUUUGAUGAGACCGAACAGGCUUUGGCCAACGAGCGGAAAAAACUGCAGAAAGCAGCACUUGGCUUGCAGGAUUCGGAUGAUGAAGAUACAGCUCUUGAUAUUGAUGAGCAGAUUGAAAGCAUGUUCAAUUCGAAGAAGAGAGUAAAGGACAUGGCGGGACCUGGUGGUGCGGCAGCAACCGGUGCCCCAGGAAUGGUUGGUGGUGCUGUCGGAGCAGGCUCUUCAGCUAAUGCAACAUUACCCACUGCAGGCAAUGCAGAGAAACUGGAGAUUGCAAAGCGUUUGGCUAAGAAACUCAGCGUGAACAAGAAUUUGGGAGCAGAAGCUCAGGAUGUAAUGCAGCAGGCCACAAAUGCCAUACUUAGGGGAGGUACCAUACUGGCACCCACUGUCUCUGCGAAAACCAUUGCGGAGCAGCUGGCUGAGAAGAUCAAUGCUAAACUUAACUAUGUCCCAGUAGAGAAGCUGGAGGAGGAAAAGCAAGAUGCAGGAGCCAAUGAAUCCUUCAAAAGAUAUGAGGAGGAACUGGAGAUUAAUGACUUUCCACAGACCGCCAGGUGGAAGGUGACCUCUAAAGAAGCUCUGCAGAGGAUCAGUGAAUACUCCGAAGCAGCCAUUACCAUCAGAGGAACAUAUUUCCCACCUGGCAAAGACCCCAAGGAAGGAGAGAGAAAAAUUUACCUGGCAAUAGAAAGUGCAAGUGAACUUGCUGUGCAGAAAGCCAAAGCAGAAAUUACACGGCUUAUUAAAGAAGAACUUAUCAGACUGCAAAACUCCUACCAGCCAACAAACAAAGGAAGAUACAAAGUUCUAUAAAGUGGAGAGCUCUGGCAGCGACAUCAUCGGUUUUGUUUGUGGUCUCGUCUGUUUCCACAUUCUGUUGUAAAUUACAUUUAUUUUAUUUUAUCUUCAUUUUAAAAGUUAGUGUCAGUUGGUAAAGCAUUUGUGAAAGAACAACUAUGGAGUAAAUCUACAUUUGGAUCGCUUUUUUAUUUCUCAACUUGUCAAACCAUUUAGUAGGAAAGUUUGUACAUUUUCCAAUGUCGUAAAUAAAACUGAAUUUUAAUUUACAGUU
Molecule: messenger RNA, 3532 nt
Organism: Xenopus tropicalis (tropical clawed frog)
Lineage: Eukaryota; Metazoa; Chordata; Amphibia; Anura; Pipidae
Gene: ddx46
Product: DEAD-box helicase 46
Exons: 23
Coding region: 124-3273 (1049 amino acids)
Biological process (GO): mRNA splicing, via spliceosome
Cellular component (GO): cytoplasm; nuclear speck; Cajal body
Molecular function (GO): hydrolase activity; RNA helicase activity; ATP binding
Source: RefSeq, a predicted model, not a curated record